Closterium sp. Yama58-4 is the source of this 4161-nucleotide messenger RNA. NCBI's taxonomy places the organism in Eukaryota, Viridiplantae, Streptophyta, Zygnematophyceae, Desmidiales, Closteriaceae. The record is from the annotation of a GenBank genome assembly.
AUGCUACAAGCCGCGAAAGCCGGAGGCGCAAGCAUGGUUGCGAGUGCGGUGAGUUCCGGCUCGAGGUCAGGGCAGGCGUCUCUGCCGCUGCUCCCGCCGGGUUUCCGCUUCAAGCCGACGGACGAAGAGCUCGCGUCGCACUAUCUUUACCCGCGCGUGCGCGCCUCGGACGACGGCAGGCGGGCGCUGGCGGCGCUGACGGACAAUGGCAAUGAAUUAGGGCCUGCGCCGGACUGCAGCUGGAUUAAUAUCAUCGCGAGUCUGGACGUCUUUGAUUGCGAGCCGUGGCAACUUCCACCGUGCUGUCGCAUAGGCGACGAGUCGUACUUCUUCGCCCGUCGAAGUCACAAGUAUGGCCAUUCACGCCGCACCAACCGCUGCACCACCCGCGGCUACUGGAAGGCCACCGGUAACGACCGCACCUUGCCGCUCCCGCCCGUUACCGCCGCCGGCGGGGAGGGAGCUGAGGAGGGGGAGCAGACGGCGGAAGCACAGGGGCAGGGGCAGGGGCAGGGGCAGGAGCAGUAUUGGGUGCCGAUGCUGCAGCUAAGGGAGGGAGUGAGUGUCGUGGGGAUGAAAAAGACGUUGGUGUUUUACGAGGGGAGGGCGCCACGUGGCAAGCGCACCGACUGGGUGAUGCACGAGUACCGGCUGGAGCAGCGGAACAGCCAUGCCAUGGCCGCCAACGGCGGGGGCGGCGGUUCCGGCAUCGGCUCUGGAAGGAAGCCCGUGGGCUCUCUGGUUCUGUGUCGUGUGCUCUACAAAGGCGCGCAGCCUCCAUCCGAUCCCGCCGCCGCCGACGCUACGCAGCUUAACGCAACCGCCACAGUCGCGCAAACCGCCGCGCCUCCCGCUUCCGCCGAUGGUGGCGCGGACCUCAUGUUUGGAUCAGAUGACAUAGGCAAGAUGCUCCAGGCAGUGGACGGCACCAUCACGAACCCGUACGAGGGCUUGGAAAAUGACGGGCUGUGGCUUGCGGGGCCUUCGCCUCUGGAAGGCGGAAACUUUGCGUUACCGUCCGUCGGCGCUGGUUCUGGUGUUGGCGGUGGUGCUGCUGCUGCUGCUGCUGCUGGUUUUGGUGGUGUUGGAGGCGGUUGGGAGCAGAGCGGCAGGGAUCCUAACGUGGACGCUGCGAUGGCAGCUGCAACGGCGGCAGCUGCAGCGUCAGGGUUUCCAGUUGAGGACGUGAUUAGGGGAUGGACGGAGGAGCUCGCGAGAAUCGUGGCGCAGGAAGCGCCCUCCAAAAGGCGCCGGUGCCAGGCGGCUGCUCUGGCUGCGGCUCUUGCCGGUCAAGGAAAUGCGGCUGCUGCUGCGCUUGCUGGUAAAGGAGCGGUGGAGGCAGAGGAGGGUGAGGAGGAUUCGGAGAGCGAGGACGGGGUUGGGAGUGCGCGGGAGACGUUUCUGGGGGGAUCGGGUGAGGAGAGUGGGGAGAGCGAUGGGUUGGAGUUGGAACGGGGGCGGGGUGGGGUGGGAGGGAGUGGUGGUACGGCUGUUGGGGCUUCGAGCAGCAGUACCUGCAGCAGCUCUGAGGCUAAUGUGUUGAAGAUGCAGCAGGCGAAUGCAAGGAGGCUGGCACUGUUAGUGGCGCAGAAAUGCACGGUCUCAGCAUCGCAUGAAAGGAGGACAAGUCCAAGGGGUAAUGGGAGGGAUGAUGUGGCUGCUGGUGUUGAGGAGAGUGAGGAGAUAGGCGAGCAGGAGGACCGUGCUGGGGACUUCUCGGAUAUGGCGACUCCUGAAGAUGGGGAUCAGACGUCGGAGGCUCUUUCGUCAGAACAGGCGUCAAAGAAUAAUAUCUGUGUCGCUCUUCGUCAGAUUGUGCUGCAGAAGGGCCGGCCUAUGCUUGUGGUGCCGCCAAAGGGCCGGCUCCACAACAGCACGCCUGUUCCGCCUAUUGCGCCGCGGUUCGGCGCGAUUUUAUGGGCCAAUGUGAAGGCACCGAAUCGCGCCUGGCGACGAGUCUCCGCAUCCGGCGCCGCUUCUUCCGUUGACGGAGAAGCCCCUCGCGCCAACGACGAGCCGUCAAAAGCGGCGGGAUGCGAACGCGUUGGCGGAAACGCCGUUGUCGCUUACAGGAGCCCGAGAGCGUCGCCACCGUCGCCACCGUCGUCCACGACGCAGCUGCGACAGCUGGAACCGUUUGGGAGUUCCGUCGCUGUGUCUGCGCCCUCGGAACAAGACGUGUGCGACACGUCAGUGGUCCACGUCACACUCCCGCCGCAGUCGCUGCCAUUGUCGCCGCUGCCAUCGCCGCCGCUGAGAUCUGUCGUUCCCCGCUCGCCGCAACAAGCGCCAGCGCCAUUCGCGGCUCCUGUUCCGCGCAGGCUCGAGAGGCGCAGGUCGUUCCCGCUGCAGAGCGCCAGGAGGAGCGACAUUGGCGAAAUCAGCGAAUUCUGCGAAUUUGGCGAGUGCCUGAUCGAGAGAGGCUCGGCGACCACACCCACUGUUCCAGCUACUGCUGCUGACGACAGUGAUGGUGGUGAUGGUGCUGAUGGUUCUGAUGGUGGUGAUGGCGAUGUGGUUACCGGAUCAACACUGCCGACGCUACUGGAUGAUGCUACAGCGGCUGUUACCUUCCAAGAGGUUCGGCCGGGUGUGACUGAGAUUGAGGAGGGGGCGGUGGGUGAGGAGGAGGCGCCUGAGUGGGAAUGUGGAGUGGUGCGAUCAGAGGGAGAAGCUGAGGUGGAGCAGGGAGACAGUCAGCUGGAGACAGAGGAGGAUGCGGAGGGUGGGGAGAAGGGUGGGGAGGAGGGUGAGGAGGAGCGUGGGGUGGAAGGUGCAGAGGAGGAUUCAGCAGCAGGAGAGGUGGUGCCAGAAGAGGAAAGAGAGGCAGAGAAAGGGAUUAGCCUAACGCAGGAUGGCAAUGGUGCGAUGGAGGACCAGAGCAAAUCCAGACAGCUGUGUGAGGCUGAGAGCAGUACUGCUGGGCAGAUCGUUCCCUCCACUCGCACUUUAACUGAGAAUAUCACUCACUCUUCCCCUGAGACUUUCACUGAGACUCCCAAUGUGAAUCCCAGUGAGAUUUCUAGAGAGACUUUUGUUGAGGCGUCUAAGCACUUACCCGUGGAAGAGCGACUGGAUGAUGUGGGCGGAGAGAUUAACGAGGUGGGAGGUGCGGAUUUGGGGAGCAUGGACGGGGGAACCGGGUACGCUGGCAGCAGGAGUAGUUUUGGCAGCACUGGCAGCGUUGGUAUCCUUGGGAGCAGUGGAAAUGGAAGCGCCAGCGGGUAUGGGAGAGGCAGCUACAGCAGCAGCAGUGGCGGAGGUGGUGCUGCUGCUGUGUGGGAUGCAAUGCUAAUGGAAGCUCUCUCGCCUCUCCCUCGAGAUACCCUUCUCACCCGGCCCUUCACCAUGCAGCGACGACUCUCAGAAGUGGACCAGGAGGCCAGUGACUCUCCUGCGUCACCCACGCUCUCUCCUUCAAUCUCCCUCUCACCAGACCCCUUCCAGGUCUUCUCCCGCUCCACCUACCGUACCAGCUACGGCACCCAAAGCGCCCACCACCCCACCAGCACCGCCCGCACCAGCCGUGUCAGCCGCAGCAGCCACACCACUCGCACCAGCCGCACCAGCCGCACCAGCCAUACCAGUUAUGGCACUGGCACUGGCACUGUGCUCUUCCCUGCGCUCUUCUCACCUGCCCUAUCCGGGCGUCCCGACAGCUCUUCCGAUCGAGAAUGGUCUAGUCCUGUUAUCAGUAACAGGCUGACCCGUGCUGCUAGCAGUGCGGCGACUGGUGCUGCUGACUGGGCGGCAAGAGGGAGUGGAGGAGAGAGUGGGAGAGGUAGUGGUGGGUGGCGCUGGGGAGGGAGUGAGGGGAGGGGGAGUGGUGGGUGGGGCAUGGGGGAGGGGAUGGGCGAGGGCAUGUGGACGGAGGGUGGUGCGGAGCAACUGUCGUAUGAGGAGCUGCUGCUGCUGGAUGAAGGCAUUGCACCGAGGGGGCUAACUCCGCGGGAAUUGUGGGGCCUGGAUCGGCUCACUGUGACCCAGGCUGACCUGCACUCACACCCAGACUGCCAGAUCUGCCUUUCUCCUCCAGUGGAGGGCGACCUCUUGGCAAAUCUCCCUUGCCACCACACCUUCCACAACGCGUGCAUCACAACAUGGUUUUGUCGGAACCGCACCUGCCCACUCUGCCGCUUCGAGAUUGCUGCCACCAGCUAA